CUUCAAUGAGGCUACAUCGUUCUCAAGACCUAGUGUCUAAAUUGAUGUUUCCAUUUCUUUUAAACAGAGUCCUUUGGACAGAACUACCCAGAGGAGGCGGAUGGAACUCUGGACUGUAUCAGCAUGGCCCUCACCUGUACCUUUAACAGGUGGGGUACCUUGCUUGCUGUGGGGUGUAACGACGGUCGCAUUGUCAUUUGGGACUUCCUGACGAGGGGUAUUGCCAAAAUCAUCAGCGCACACAUCCAUCCAGUUUGUUCAUUAUGUUGGAGUCGCGAUGGGCAUAAACUAGUCAGUGCGUCAACCGAUAACAUUGUGUCGCUGUGGGAUGUUCUGUCUGGAGAUUGUGACCAGAGGUUCCGAUUUCCCUCACCAGUUCUCAAAGUGCAGUUCCAUCCCAGAGAUCAGAACAGGGUCCUUGUCUGCCCAAUGAAAUGUGCUCCAGUGUUAUUAACUCUCUCUGACUCUAAGCACGUGGUUCUACCUGUAGAUGAUGAUUCAGAUCUUAAUGUUGUGGCAUCGUUUGACCGACGAGGAGAAUAUAUUUACACAGGGAAUGCCAAGGGAAAGAUCUUGGUUCUAAAGACUGAUUCACAAGAUCUGGUAGCUUCAUUCAGAGUCACAACAGGCACUAGUAACACCACCGCGAUUAAAUCUAUCGAAUUUGCGAGGAAAGGGAGCUGUUUUCUAAUAAACACAGCAGACAGAAUCAUUCGAGUGUAUGACGGUCGGGAGAUUUUGACAUGUGGGCGAGAUGGGGAGCCUGAACCAAUGCAGAAGCUGCAGGACUUGGUGAACAGGACUCCCUGGAAGAAAUGUUGUUUCUCUGGUGACGGGGAGUACAUCUGCGCUGGAUCAGCACGGCAGCACGCGCUCUACAUGUGGGAGAAAAGCAUCGGAAACUUGGUGAAGAUUCUUCAUGGCACCCGAGGAGAGCUGUUGUUGGAUGUAGCAUGGCACCCUGUCCGACCGAUCAUAGCCUCGAUAUCCAGUGGAGUCGUGUCUAUUUGGGCUCAGAACCAAGUGGAAAACUGGAGUGCAUUCGCUCCAGACUUCAAAGAGUUAGACGAGAAUGUUGAAUACGAAGAGAGAGAAUCUGAGUUUGAUAUUGAAGAUGAAGAUAAGAGCGAGCCUGAACAGACUGGUGGCGAUGCGGCAGAGGAUGAAGAGGUUGAUGUCACAUCUGUCGAUCCUAUUGCUGCUUUUUGUAGCAGUGAUGAAGAGUUUGAAGACUGCAAAGCUCUCCUCUACCUCCCAAUAUCUCCAGAAGUGGAGGAUCCUGAAGAGAAUCCCUAUGGACCACCUCCUGAAGCAGUGCAGAACCCAGGAGCUGAUGACCUGAACAAUCCGGAUAAGAAACGACAGGCGUCCACUGAUGGGUCACAGCCGCCAAAGAAGAAACCCAAGAUGACGACUAUUGAGCUGCAAGGAGUUCCGUGUGAUGAAGUUCACCCGUUGCUGGGUGUGAAGGGCGAUGGCAAGUCGAAGAAAAAGCAAGCAGGCCGGCCAAAAGGAACGAAAGGUAAAGAGAAAGAUUUCAUUAAGUCGAAAGCCUUCAAAGGGGACAGAGGUCAGCCUUUGGAAGGAGCAGUGAAGGGCAAGGAGCUAGCAGAGGUGGCUGAGCCACCUUCAGGAGGAGGUGUUAUUUCUGACCUGCUGUAAGCAUGGCUGAUGAUGAUUUUUCAUCAUCAUUGACGUUAUUGAGCUACCUUCAUACUUCUUAGUGUGAUGCAGCACCUGGGAAGAGAAUGACUGUCGGCCACUCUGUUGGCCAAAGAGAAAAGGAACCUUCAUGAACCGUCGGGAUGGAUAGGCCCUUCAUCCCUCCUCGAACUAUGGGCGUUGAAACAUCAGUCAGCUGAAGAUCUCUUACAGUUCACCAGGAAAACUGAUGUGUAAUUUCUGUCUUCACAUGUCAUACAGUGAAUAUAUUACUAUUUAUGUGGAACCAUAACAAGCAAAGCACUCAAGGCUGAGCAGGUGAACAAAACUAUCAUCCUCCAGUUUUGCUUUUGUAGUAGUUAUUGAUGGGUAUCUCUUUCAUGUCCUGGGAGGUCACAGGACUGACAUGUCAGGUGCACUGUAAAGUUUCAUAUAAUCCGGUUCCAGAGACACACAACCUCCCUCUCUAUCACGUAUUUUUCUUUUUAAAGAAAAACUAUUUGUGGUAAUCUUGAGAGAUCUGGGUGCUUGUAUAUCUUUUGUACUGGUUUGUUGUAUAACUAGCUGGCGGUGAAUGGCUAAAUAUUGUAGAUUUAACUUUUUUGUUAUUCCUUUGUUUAUGAAGUGGACUGAUAAUCCUGUUGUGGGCUAUAACUAAUGCCUCUAUUGAAGUGAAGGUUGGCAGUUGCUUUUUUCUUACUUUUCCCUUCCCUUGAUCUUCCAAAGUGUAGCACUUCCACGCAGCAGUUGUACAUCUUCACAAUCUGUACCAACUGGCUGGAUCUAAUUAUUGUGCUGUCGCAAAUCCCUAUCCCUUCUCCUGUUGAGGAACCUUAGGGAUCUGAAUUUCCCCAGGCUUUCUGCUGGUGCAGGAGGCUGGUAGAAGAUUCCUAUCUGGUUAUGCUUCCGGUCUAAGUGAGGACCUGGCAUUUGAGUGGGCAGUCAGUACACCAACUGGGGGGGAAUUGGACUGGCAUCUCAAAGGAUACCAACCAGUGGAGUCAUUGCCAGGCCCAGCUGCUGAUCGGUUCCUGAACUUGGAGAUUCAUCUCUCGAAUGGUUUGAAGUGAAUCUUUCGACCUCUUAGUUCAACCCCUGCAGCCCCAGAGCCCUGUCCAGCAGCACUGAGAUCGGAUAUUAUGGAGGCAUCGGAUAGAUGAGUCCCCAAAAUAGGCCCGUUCUGGGAAGGGCUUCUCUCACUGAUCUUAAAAAUUGUAGACCAGUCAGGUCAGGAGAGCGAUGUCAGAGUUACAGCUGGAAUAGCUGUCAGUGCUCAAAUAGAAGUGCUCAAUCUGUUUAUGAUUACUGGUGCUCCCAUGUGGACAGGGCAAGACAAUUCACAUAAAGUAGAGAUUCCAGGAGAUGAGGGUGAAGAGGAUAACUUUGUUGGCCACCUUCAAUUUAAUUUGUUUAUUAUCUGAAAUAAGCCUCUCCAUCAAUUAACUGUUUUAACUAACUCUUAUUUGUUCACUUUCACAACUAAUGAAGUCCUGUUUUAAUAUUCAGUGACAUUAUGGACGAAUUCUGAAGGCUUAGUCAGCUAGUGAAUGGUUACGGUUGUGUCAAUGGAAGAAACUUCUUGUCUCUACUCUAUACACACACACACAAUCCAAAGAUGUCUUCUCACAUGCACGCAUGUGCAUAGACACGUGCACACCUAACCUUUACCCCAUAUGUGCAUAAUCAAAACCCACGCUCCCUAAAAUGUGAAUGUCCCUGUGCACCUGAAAUGUCUAUCACCUGGUAAUGAAUACCAAAGUCUAACCCCAUGCAUACAAUGGGAGGGCCCAUUAAAUGGAAAAAUCCAAAGCUCCCACCCAAGCAGAUAAAUUACACCUUGAUUUGAAGUUUCAUGAUUAUUUUCCAGUCAAUCUAGUGUCUCGAUGUUUUCUAACUGUUACACAAGUGCUCCCCCAGCCCCACCACCUCCUGCCCAAGUUUCCUUGUUUCACUUUUUUCUUUCUGUAAUACUGAUGGUCAAUUGGAGCAGCUUGGCUCGUUGUAAAAAGUAGUAUUUACAGCUGCACAUGCGAAAUACUGCACAUGGUGACAUAUAUGUUACACCUCAGCUUUGAGUCCCUGAGUCCCAAGAAAAUUCUGAAUGAAAGUAUGAACCAUUGACAAAUUAUGAUACAGAAAAAAAGUAUAUUGUUGUCUGUGUGGCACAGGAUUCUGUAACAUGAUAAAUACUUCUAAAAUCGAUAAGGUUCUCUUAUCUACAUUGAGCUGAGCAAGGAAUGAACUGUGGUUUUAUUUCUGUAGUGCAUUGUCCUCAUAAUCCUGCUGCAAAAUUUCAGUCCUCCAAUUCCAGUGGCUACUGUGAUAUAACCUCUGUUCAAUAUUGACUGACUACCGUUGCCAAGGAACAAAUAGAUCAAAUUUAUUCAUCAUUGACUUUUUCUUUUAAAGUAAAAAAGAGAUACAAUUGAACACAUGCCCUUUAAUUCAAAUAUAAUUAAUAAUGUGGUAUUUGCCACACAGAAAUGAGCCCAUUUGGCCCAGCAGGUGCAUUACUGGGGUUUAUGGUUUGCAGAAACCUCCCUCCACCCUUUUCUCAAAAAUCUUUUACUGUUUUCUCUUUUGUGUGUUUAUCUAGAUUCCCUAGCACCUGUGCAGUUAGUCUCAGCUACUCUUUUAGAGUAUUCUCACAUCAUUGUGCUACCCUUAUUUCUGUAAAACUGCUUUAAUGAGGGGGGGGAGGGUGAUGGGUCUAGAGCAAAGGAUUAGUAGAUUACAGCUCUUUGGGUUCUUCCUGCUACAUAGCAGUAAAUACAUUAAAUGAUAUCUUGCAAUUUUCAAUGUGACAAUCCAUUUGUUUGCAGUUUUUAUGGUUUUAAAUGGUCCCUCUUUUGAGUCUGGGUGUUUCUGUUUGACCCAGGAGGGAGUUUGACAAUGAGGUGAUGAUAUGAGGAGAGAAGAGAAUAAGAUGUUUGUGGAAAGAAACCAGGACAGUGAAGACUAUUGGAUGUCCGUUGUGUUUAAUUAUGACUCCUUCAGAGAAGGGGAAGCGAGAGUUUCACAUUUGUUCUUAAACGACCAUUCCGAAGUUGGACAAUUUGCCUUCUCCUGGAGCACUGUAAUCUGACCCUGCUGGCGCUGGUGAAAAACUCCUUCCGCGUUUGACUGGUCGUAUUAAUAACAGAUAGCUGUUAUUGUUAAACCACCUCUUCCACUUGGGGGUCGGUUGUUUUGCAAUGAUCACUUUUUUAAUGUUGAUAGGACAAAUACUUGUUAAAUCCUCUACUGCAUUUAAAUUGGCCAGAUUUCAAACACAAGAAAUGUUCAGAUGACUCAAGUGUAUUGAGAUGACCCAAUAUUUGGUUGUACAGAACAUAAAUGCAAGGAUGGUUUGAGCAACUGUGUAUACAUUUUCUUAAUUUCUGUAAAUAAUAAACAUUAACCUGGUUUUAA
Chiloscyllium plagiosum (whitespotted bambooshark) is the source of this 5073-nucleotide messenger RNA. Lineage: Eukaryota; Metazoa; Chordata; Chondrichthyes; Orectolobiformes; Hemiscylliidae. The record is from RefSeq and is a predicted model, not a curated record.